AAUUUAAUGAGCUGCAAGGGGCAACGCGGUUAUUUGAAACUUUCGAUUGGAAUUCAAAAAUCUGAAAAAUUGAAAGCUCCCGAUGGCUCUUCUUACCAUGGACUGGAAUAUUUAAACGGCGUUCCGAGGGCGAAACUCGUUUCACGACCGUUGACUGAGAGACGCGGUUUGAAUGAUUCGUAUUAAAAGAAGGUGAUGCGGCAAGCGGCAUAUUUGUUAGGGUUCAAGGAGCAUUGGCAAUUGACACAUCGCACCGAAUGGGAAGCUGCGUCUCGGAUUUGAACGGAGGGAGGCAAGCCGUGGGAGGGGUACGCCAUUCCGCAUCGCCAGGCCCCACACCUCCCCCCGUACACAACGAUGCCGUCGAUUUCUUUUACAGGUCUCAAGGAUUUCAACUUCUCUUCACGCCUCUCGAGCUAUCUCUAUCUGCAAACGACUUACGUGACCGGGACAUUGCAUCAAAGAGUGAUCCCAUGGCGGUUGUAUUUUUAAAGAAACGAGAUGGAAAGCUUGAAGAAUUGGGUCGCACGGAAGUCAUAAUGAACUCUUUGAAUCCUGAGUGGAUCGAGAAAAUUAGUGUUGCGUUUCAGUUCGAGAUUGUGCAAUCACUAGUAUUUCAUGUGUAUGACAUUGAUACCAAGUACCAUAACGUCCCCACUAAGACACUAAAUUUGAAGGAUCAGGAUUUUCUUGGCAUGGCAAGUUGCACUUUAUCUGAGAUAGUGACUAAACAAAGCCGCAGAUUAACCCUUAGGCUCCAAAAGAAAAUCGGGCAUGACGGUAGAAGAAACCUUGGGACGCUUACUAUUCAUGCUGAGGAGACUUUUAAUUCAAGGACUUCUGUUGAGAUCUCGUUCCGUUGUUCCCGCUUGGACAACAAAGACGUCUUUUCCAAAAGUGAUCCUUUCUUAAGAAUAUCAAAAUUAGUUGAGGGUGGAGGAUCUGUUCCAAUUUGCAAAACUGAAGCCAUUAACAACGAUUUAAAUCCAAUAUGGAAGCCAGUUUGCCUUGGGUUUCAGCAGUUUGGAAGUAAAGAUAACCCAUUACUUAUUGAGUGUUUUGAUUUCAAUAGCAGUGGCGACCAUGUGCUUAUUGGUAAAAUGCAGAAGUCUGUUGCAGACCUUGAAAAACUCUACAAAGAGAGAACCGGUGAAAAUUUUGUUGCGCCAUCUAAUCACAGGACACAUGAGAAGGUUCUGAAGGGGCAACUGUACGUGGAUCGAUAUCUCGAAAAGGAGCAGUUUAGCUUUAUUGAUUACAUAUCUUCUGGAUUUGAACUCAACUUCAUGGUUGCAGUAGAUUUCACGGCUUCCAAUGGAGAUCCUCGACGUCCAGAUUCCUUGCACUGUAUAAGUUCACCUGGCCAGUUUAAUGCAUACCAGAAAGCUAUAAUGGAGGUUGGGGAGGUCAUUCAGUUCUACGAUUCGAAUAGACGCUUCCCUGCUUGGGGCUUUGGAGGAAGGACAGACGAUGGUACCAUUUCCCACUGUUUCAAUUUGGAUGGCAAUUCAGGUGCCUCAGAGGUUGAGGGAGUUGAAGGCAUAAUGGCUGCGUAUGCAAGAUCUCUACACAAUGUCACUCUGGCAGGACCCACUCUAUUUGGACCUGUGAUAAACAUGGCUGCGCAAAUAGCUGCUCGUUCCCUUUCGCGUAAUAGCUCCAAGUAUUACGUAUUGCUUAUUAUCACGGAUGGAGUUGUUACAGACCUUCAAGAGACAAUUGAUGCUCUGGUCAAGGCUUCUGACCUGCCCUUGUCGGUUCUUAUAGUUGGAGUUGGAGCAGCUGAUUUCACGAGCAUGGAGGUAUUGGAUGCUGAUAAUGGACGUAGGUUGGAAAGUUCUUCAGGUCGUAUUGCUACAAGGGAUAUAGUGCAGUUUGUUCCAAUGCGAGAAGUGCAGAGUGGAGAGAUUUCGGUUGUACAAGCUCUUCUGGAAGAACUACCACAGCAAUUUUUGACUUUCAUGAGAAGUAGGGAUAUCCAGCCCAUUAACCAUCUUGCUCCAUUGCCUCGUGCAUCCACUAGUCAAUAGAUUUCAACUUCUACACCACCAACCCUCCAACAAACCCCCCCCCCCAAACCCAAAAAGGAAAAAAAAAAAAAAAACCCUCUUUAAUGCUUAUAAAUUCCGUGAUGGUUAGUUCUAUUGCUGAUGGAUUUUUUCCCCCCGGAGAAAUGAAUUGUAAGUAGAAGUUUGAAUUUUCUCUAUCAAAUUUAUUAGGUUCCCUUAUUUGGCAUUUUUAGAGCAAAAUCCAAAAUCAUAGAAUUAUUUAAAAUAAAUAUCAAUGUACUCUCUUCAUUCUCAAUAUAAAGUGUUUUUAACCGAAUUACGUAAAUUAAUAAAAGUUUAUUAUUAAAUUAAAAUUCCAUUAAAUUAUAGUAUUUUUUUAAUUUUACUCCCAAUAAUAUUAAUUAUUAUCAUAGUGGUGGUAAGUAAAUCACAUAAUUAAUAUCUCUUUUUUUUUAAGAUAAGGGUAAAAAUAAAAUUAUCAAUUACUUAAAAAUAUCAUAACAUUUAUUAAAUUAAAAUUGACGAGCUCUUGUUAUGAUAAAUAGUUUUAAAAUGACUUUAAAUGUCAUUCUCUUGAUAUAAACCUUUUAGUUGUAAAUCACAUGAAGUGAUUUGUAAAACUUAGAUGCAUGAUUUGAAAGCAACAUAAUAAUUUAUAAUUACUUUAAAUUUAAUGGGUUAAAGGGUAAAAAUAUUUUAAAUAUUUUUUGAGAGUAGUAGUAGAUACCUCUACUUUUUCAUUAGAGCAUUUGUCCGAAAACUUAAAAAAAAAAAAAAGGAAAAAAAGAAGAAGAACAGAGAGCAAUUUCGGCCAUCGUGGUCGCAAGUUCAGGUUCACGGUUAAACAAGGUUGUUUGACCAAGCAAAAUAACAGGGGGCCCACGCGGAGGACAUAUGGACCCAACUGACACCCCGACCGUUGAGAUUCUCUGUCCACACUGCAGUGAAAUUGUGGUGGUGACAGAGGCGGUGAUGAAGGAAAGGGCGAUAAAGUGGGUGGUGGUGGUGGUGAGGUCGAUGGAAGCGGAGAUCUCGUGCAAUUGGAUGAUGAGGGAGAAUCUGGUCAUGGAGUUGCAUACUUGAUCGGUGGGGCUAUCUAAAUCUUCGGGAAGCCAUAUCUGAAUCAAGGAUCUCGUACUGUUGGAGCUUGAAGAAGCCAUUUCUAAUUCAAGGAUCAAAAAUUUCCCAACGUGAUUCCCAAAACGACGAGCCAGGCAAACAGAUCUAAGAAAAAUUAUGGCUGAUUAAAAGAUGUAAGAUGACAAAAAAUGAAAAAUAGACAAGCGCAGUCCGGGAAAUACUGAGUUCAAACAACGGCCAUAGAUUAGAGUUCUUAGACAGGUCUGCCGGGCUCUAUGGAAAGCACGUUGUCGCAGAAUUUUUGAAGACGGGAUGUCGUGCAUCAAUGCACAUAUUCUAUCAUGGAAGAAUCCAACCGUGACAAAUACAGACACAAUAUUUCAAGGAUCUACAAAUGUAUUGGAUUAGAUCAAUGGAUUCCUCCUCCACCGGGUGAAGUGCAGCUGGACGUUGAUGCAUCAGAAAAUCAGGCGGGCAACGCUGCUUGUGGAGGAUUAGUGGGAGAUGAGCAAGCUGACUGGGUCAUUGGUCUUCAGCAGAAGAUUUGGGACAACAUCAAUAUUGGAGACAGAAGUUUGUCAACAAAGAGGUGUUCAACGCCUACAGGUUUUCUCUGAUUCCCCAAAUGCGAUUCUGUCAUCCCCUCAAACAACUGGUCAGCGAUAUCAGAGAUUUAAUAUACAAUGAGUGGAUUAUCUCAGUCAAUCAUUCCCCCUGGGAGUUCAUUUGCUGUGCAGACCAUAUUGCUAAGGCAGGAGGCUCAUCUCACCGCUUGUGACUUUCGACUGCUUCAUGGUCGUCCUGCAUCUUGCAUGGAGUUAAUGGUCGCUGAUAAGAGCAAUCUCUACUGUGCUCUUUUGUCCUUUUCAAGCUUGCUUGCCACUUGUAAUUAAAAAAGAAAAAAAAAAGAUUAAGGAUUCAGAAAAGGAUUUAACGACAAAUAUACGAUGUGAUAAAACAAUCUCGUCUUCAAAUCGAAAUGAGCUAAAUAUUGAU
This is a messenger RNA of Prosopis cineraria, 4085 nucleotides long. Its product is annotated as protein BONZAI 3-like. Gene Ontology annotation, biological process: cellular response to calcium ion. Gene Ontology annotation, molecular function: calcium-dependent phospholipid binding. The transcript is spliced from 17 exons. Lineage: Eukaryota; Viridiplantae; Streptophyta; Magnoliopsida; Fabales; Fabaceae. Gene Ontology annotation, cellular component: plasma membrane. The record is from RefSeq and is a predicted model, not a curated record. The coding region runs from base 258 to 2030 and encodes 590 amino acids.